AACUCGAAUCUUUCUCCUCUCUGUUUUUUUAUUCUCUGUUAGAUUCUCUCUCGUUCCCUUCUUUCUUCUGAUACAUCAGCCAUUCAUUUAUUUUUGGGUCUUAAAUAAGAAUCAAAACAUUUCAUAGCCAAAAGAACAAAGAAAAAGAAAGCAGUUUUGGUAUUUGCAUUACAAAUCAAAAGCAUGACAGUUUCAUCUGGUGAAAACUCUGCCGAUACUAAAAGUUCUCUUUCCAGACUUGCUCCACUACAGGCAGUAUUAUUUGACGUUGAUGGAACUCUAUGCGAUUCAGAUCCCCUCCACCAUUAUGCCUUUCGUGAAAUGCUUCAAGAGAUAAAUUUCAAUGGUGGUGUUCCAAUCACAGAGGAAUUCUUUAUCCAGAAUAUAGCUGGCAAACAUAAUGAUGAAAUUGCUUUGCGCCUCUUUCCUGAUGAUUUUCAACGAGGGCUAAAGUUCACGGUUGAUAAGGAAGCCAUGUUUCGGAAGUUGGCCUCUGAACAACUGACAGCUAUUAAUGGAUUAUAUAAAUUGAAGAAAUGGAUCGAAGACCGUGGAUUGAAGCGGGCUGCAGUUACUAAUGCUCCAAGACCUAAUGCAGAGCUCAUGAUUUCAAAACUUGGGCUUGCAGAUUUCUUCGAUGCAGUCAUCAUUGGAGAUGAAUGCGUACAUGCUAAACCACAUCCGGAACCCUAUCUGAAGGCUCUUGAAGUACUGAAAGUGUCAAAGGAUCACACCUUCAUAUUCGAGGAUUCUGUUUCUGGGAUAAAAGCUGGAGUGGCAGCUGGUAUGCCGGUGGUUGGUCUAAGUACCAGAAAUCCUGAGGAUGUACUGAUGGAAGCAAAGCCCACAUUUCUUAUAAAGGAUUAUGAAGAUCCAAAACUGUGGGCAGCUCUAGAAGAGGUUGAUAGAAAGGAAGGUGCUGGAGUAGCUGCUCCUUGAUUAAGUUACUUGGCAACUUCACUGAUUACAUUGCCUGAAUAAUAUGGUUGCAGAAGAGCAUCUGCAACCUCUUAAGGAAUAAAGUCAUUCCAAGAUUUGAUAUUAUAGAAAUUGCAAGUCAAGGAUGAUUUCAAAUUAAUCCUGUGGACAUUGAUGGAUUACUUAGAUUAGAUUGAGCCUUGAACAUGUAAUACAGAAUUUUUUCGGCUUAUUAUAUGAGUAUAUAAAAGUAUAAUCACCCCUUUCAUUCCA
This is a messenger RNA of Ricinus communis (castor bean), 1191 nucleotides long. RefSeq names its product haloacid dehalogenase-like hydrolase domain-containing protein Sgpp. The record is from RefSeq and is a predicted model, not a curated record. Lineage: Eukaryota; Viridiplantae; Streptophyta; Magnoliopsida; Malpighiales; Euphorbiaceae. The coding region runs from base 184 to 939 and encodes 251 amino acids. The transcript has 5 exons.